Molecule: messenger RNA, 636 nt
Organism: Fukomys damarensis (Damara mole-rat)
Lineage: Eukaryota; Metazoa; Chordata; Mammalia; Rodentia; Bathyergidae
Gene: Irx1
Product: iroquois homeobox 1
Exons: 3
Coding region: 31-636 (201 amino acids)
Biological process (GO): cell development; neuron differentiation; regulation of transcription by RNA polymerase II
Cellular component (GO): nucleus
Molecular function (GO): DNA-binding transcription factor activity, RNA polymerase II-specific; RNA polymerase II cis-regulatory region sequence-specific DNA binding
Source: RefSeq, a predicted model, not a curated record
GGGCCAGGCUCCUGCUGAGCUCUUCUGGAAAUGGGCUCACAGUAUGAACUCAAGGACAACCCUGGGGUACACCCGGCCACCUUUGCAGCCCACACGGCCCCAGCCUAUUACCCCUACGGCCAGUUCCAGUACGGGGAUCCCGGGAGGCCCAAGAACGCCACUCGCGAGAGCACCAGCACGCUGAAGGCCUGGCUGAACGAGCACCGCAAGAACCCCUACCCCACCAAGGGUGAGAAGAUCAUGCUGGCCAUCAUCACCAAGAUGACCCUCACGCAGGUCUCCACCUGGUUCGCCAACGCGCGCCGGCGCCUCAAGAAGGAGAACAAGGUGACGUGGGGGGCACGCAGCAAGGACCAGGAGGACGGCGCCCUCUUCGGCAGCGACACGGAGGGCGACGCCGAGAAGGCGGAGGACGACGAGGAGAUCGACCUGGAGAGCAUCGACAUCGAUAAGAUCGACGAGCACGACGGUGACCAGAGCAACGAGGAUGACGAGGACAAGGCCGAGGCGCCGCGCGCGCCCGCCGCCCCGAUCGCCCUGGCCCGGGAAAAGGGGCUCAGCUCUUCCGUGCGGCCUCUCCGCUGCUCUCGCGGCGGUCACGCGCCCCCGGCUCGGCUUGGCGACCCGACCCGGUAA